This is a messenger RNA of Parastagonospora nodorum SN15, 453 nucleotides long. RefSeq lists its product as hypothetical. The record is from RefSeq and is a predicted model, not a curated record. The transcript has 2 exons. NCBI's taxonomy places the organism in Eukaryota, Fungi, Ascomycota, Dothideomycetes, Pleosporales, Phaeosphaeriaceae. The coding region runs from base 1 to 453 and encodes 150 amino acids.
AUGACAUGGAUGAUACAAUAUGGCUUCGGAAAACACAUCUACGUGCAGCCCCCGACAGAUAUCCCCAAAGCCGUGCAAGUCUUUCUGAAGUCGCUCUUCAUUGCUGAAAUCUGCUACACUGGCACAAUCGCCUUUGCCAAGUACUCCAUCCUCUUAUUCUAUUGGCGCCUAUUCCACAUGAACACCUUUGUUCGCUGGUCGGUCAUUGUGCUCGCCGGAAUAGUCACAAUGUGGUGUACUGCCGUGUGUCGACCUCUAAGAGGAUUCUGGGACAAGACUGUACCCGCGCAAUGCACAGUCGACUCUUACAAGUUUUUCUACGGCAACUCGGUGCCCAAUAUCAUCACCGAUGCGCUUCUCAUCGCUGCACCGCUGCCUGCAAUAUGGACUUUGCACUUGCAGCUGAAACAAAAGAUUUCGUUGUCUGUCAUCUUCUGCCUGGGGUUCUUGUAA